This is a messenger RNA of Poecilia reticulata (guppy), 773 nucleotides long. The record is from RefSeq and is a predicted model, not a curated record. NCBI's taxonomy places the organism in Eukaryota, Metazoa, Chordata, Actinopteri, Cyprinodontiformes, Poeciliidae.
UUGCGCUCUGUCUCUCUUUCUCUCUCUCUCCUCUCUCUCUCUCUCUCUCUCUCUCUGACGGGACUUAUUUAAAAAAGUCGGAUGUAGAAGAGUUGGACUUAUUUCUGCUCAGAUUCAUCCAGUGGGUCGUUUUUACACACACAAUUCCCGCAGCGGUUCCAUAAGGAAGGAAUACCGUAACAUUUGAGCAGAAAAUCAAUCAGAACUCCAUCAUGGGCUGCCCUCUUUUGCGGAACACAUUGGCUGGUUUGAUCCUGGUUCUUCUGUCUAAAGGGUCCAAUGUGCUCGGAGCAGAAUUCGGCCACCUGCCGGACAAUAUUACAGUGUUGGAAGGCGAAAGCGUCACUUUGAGAUGUCAGAUCGACGAGGAGGUGACCCACAAAGCUUGGCUGAACCGCUCAAACAUCCUUUUCACGGGGACAGAUAAGUGGUCCCUGGACAAGAGAGUGACGCUGGUCAACACCAGCAACAGGGAGUUCUCCAUCCUCAUCGACAAGGUGCAAGUAACAGACGAGGGACCGUACACCUGCACCUUUCAGGCCAACAACAAACCCCGCAUCACCCACGUCUACCUCAUAGUCCAAGUGCCAGCAAGAAUCGUAAACAUCUCAAAAAGCGUGUCGGUGAAUGAGGGAGAGAAUGUAAACCUUUAUUGUCUGGCAGUCGGCCGGCCGGAGCCCACAGUCACAUGGAAGGACCAGAAAUGUAAGCUACUGAUUCUUGUUUUCUUGUUGUCACAUCCAGAUAUCUUAUGUUAACACCCUUGCCUUUAU